AAAAAAAAAAAAAUGCGGGGUGACUGGCACCCAAAAAAAUAAACAAUAUAAAAAAAGGUUUUCCAAAGUUCACGUCUUUUUCUUCUUCUUUUAUAUAUUUACUUGUAUUAAAUCAUGGUUAAAGUAACUGUUUGUGGUGCUGCUGGUGGCAUUGGUCAACCUCUUUCCUUGCUCUUGAAGCAAUCUGAACUCAUUACUCAUUUAUCUUUGUACGAUAUCGUGAAUACACCUGGUGUUGCUGCUGAUUUAAGCCAUAUUAAUACUCAAUCUAAAGUUACUGGUCAUGUUGGUGCUGCUCAACUUGAAGAAGCCAUCAAGGAUGCUGCUAUUGUGGUUAUCCCCGCUGGUGUGCCUAGAAAACCUGGUAUGACGCGCGAUGAUCUAUUCAAAAUCAAUGCUGGUAUUGUCCGUGAUCUUGCUGUGGCUGCUGCUAAAUAUGCUCCCAAGGCCUUUAUGUGUAUCAUCUCUAACCCUGUGAAUUCAACUGUUCCUAUUGUUGCCGAAGUAUUCAAGCAGUUCAAUGUGUAUGAUCCUCGUCGUAUUUUUGGUGUGACCACAUUGGAUAUCGUACGUGCUUCCACUUUUGUUUCGGAAUUGAUUGGUGCUAGUGCUAGUACACUCCGUGUGCCUGUGGUAGGUGGUCAUAGUGGUGUGACCAUCUUGCCCUUGUUAUCUCAAGUAGAGGGUACUGACAAAUUAAGCCAAGAACAGAUUGAACAAGUUACUUACCGUAUCCAAUUUGGUGGUGAUGAAGUUGUCAAGGCUAAAGAUGGUGCUGGUUCUGCUACUCUCUCUAUGGCCUAUGCUGGUGCUCGUUUUGCCUUGAACAUUGCUGAGGCUGUCGUGGCUGGUAAAAAGGGUAUUGUUGAAUGUACCUAUAUCGAUCUUGAGGCAGAUAAGGAAGGUGUAGCCAAAUCAUACGUAGGUGACUUGGAAUACUUUAGUUUGCCUGUUGAAUUGGGUCCUCAAGGUGUUGAAAGAGUAUUGCCUCUUGGUCAACUUAAUGACUAUGAACACAAGUUACUUGCUGCUGCUACUCCUGAAUUAAAGGGCAAUAUUGUUAAGGGAGCUACUUUUAUUACUGAAGCCAAAUUGUAAAUAAAUAUACACACUCAAAGAGA
This is a messenger RNA of Gilbertella persicaria, 1121 nucleotides long. RefSeq names its product malate dehydrogenase, NAD-dependent. Gene Ontology annotation, molecular function: L-malate dehydrogenase (NAD+) activity. Bases 115 to 1098 code for a protein of 327 amino acids. NCBI's taxonomy places the organism in Eukaryota, Fungi, Mucoromycota, Mucoromycetes, Mucorales, Choanephoraceae. Gene Ontology annotation, biological process: tricarboxylic acid cycle; malate metabolic process. The transcript has 3 exons. The record is from RefSeq and is a predicted model, not a curated record. Gene Ontology annotation, cellular component: cytoplasm.